Messenger RNA from Elaeis guineensis (African oil palm), 1493 nucleotides. RefSeq lists its product as uncharacterized. NCBI's taxonomy places the organism in Eukaryota, Viridiplantae, Streptophyta, Magnoliopsida, Arecales, Arecaceae. The record is from RefSeq and is a predicted model, not a curated record.
GAAGCAUUUGGGAGUUCGGUUUUAAGGUGGGUGAUGGAGAGGAGGGGAGGGUGUUGCAUCGCAAGUUACGGAGGGGGAAGGGGUGGGGGAGGAGGUGCUGACGUGGCGUGGAAAGUUGGCCGGAUUAUGCUGAGGUUCCGGCCGAUCGCGCCGAAGCCGGCGGCAUCCCCGCCGCCGCCGGUGUCGGCCGGAGCCGCGGCGAAGGGGAUGACCGCCGGGAGGGUGAGAAGGAAGGCUGGCGGCGGCGGAGGGAGGGAGGGUAAAAGGGGAAGGAGAGCGAGAAAUAUAGAGGGAGGGGCAUUUAAGGAAGAGGAGAGAAAAAGAAGAUCGCUGUCGUCGCCGUCGGAGUUGUCGGUGUGGUCCGGGCCGAUGGUGACGCUGCCGCUGAUGCCGGAGACGCCGGAGAGGAAGGAGGCUGCGCUGCCGGUGGACGUUACGGCGGUGCCGUACGUGAUACCGGCGUGGCUGCGAGUAUGGGAAGGAGGAGCGGGUGGCGCUGCCGGGGGAGGGGAGGUAGUGACCCCGCAGCCGGUGAGGUCGGCGGGGUCGUGGGUGACGGUGGAGUGCGUGACGGACACGUGGGCCGCUGCCGGCGGCGGCGACGAGGUCGUCAGAGCGGCGUUGGAAGCCGAGGACGCGUGCCCGGGUUUCAUCUCCGACGCGUGGGACCGGGUGAUGUGGACCAACGAGGCCUACCAGAGGAUGGUGGUGGGGCCAGCGGCUGAGGACGGGGAGGAGGAGGAGGAGGAGGAGGAGGAGGAUGAGGUGAGGGUGGUGCUGAUGACGAAGGGUAUGGUGCCGGGCGUUACGUGCCGGGCGUUCACUUGCAGGGUGGGGGUGCGUUACGCGAGCCGGCGGCGGGGACACGGGUCGCUGACGGCGCCGUGCGACGUCUGGCGGCUGGAUAACGGUGGUUACGCCUGGAAGCUCGACAUCAAGGCUGCCCUCAGUCUUAGCUUGGGGUGAUAGAUCCAAAUAAAAACAAGAGGAGGACUAAAAUAAAUGACAUAUAGAAAGAUGGCAGGGCGGUGGUUGUAAAUAUUUUUGGACGGGGGUCGUUCAGGUAUGAAGAAGCGCUAGUCUCCGGCGAGGUACGGAGCGGUCGAUGGUGGGUGGGAGGGCAGUGAUAGGGCUGAAGAUGAGGACACGUGGCGGGCUGUAUAAGGGGAUAUGUGGUCGUGGGAGUGCGACAGAUGACAGGGGAUCUGAUGGCAUGGAGUGUGUAAAGCACUGAGGCAGGUUGCUGAAUCAAUGAGAAGAGAGAGAGAGGGAGAGAGUCUUGUCUUAUGAUUGUUUGAUGGGAUGACAAAGGAAGCUUACUAAAUGUGGUUUUGCUUUGGUUACCAGAAAUAGCAUAAGAUGGUGUGUCUGCCUCUAUGUGUGCUAUUUAUUUAUUUAUUUAUCCAUCCUUUGUUGGGGUAGGAGGUGUCAUGUAAAGCAGUGUCAUGCUGAUUUCCUAAGGAAUAUGGAAGGUCGUGUGGAGUUCUAGCUCU